AUGUUGGGCAUCUGGCAUUCUGGUGGAGUGAACCUACAACACCAGGUCUCAGAAAUCGAAGACUACCAGCAGGCAAUGUCCGCGGUUCAAGCAUGGACACUAGGCGCCAAAUAUCACGUCCCCGCUUUCCAGAAUGCUCUGCUGGAUGAACUCGCCAGAUUUUGGGUGCACAAUUCCAUGCCGCCUCAAUUCCUGUCGUGGGUGGUGAAGGAUAGCAAGAACACGGUUCUGCCGCGCUCCGUCUUCGACCAACUGGCUUUCGAUCUGAUCCAUUCCUCCACCGGUAUAGAGCGAAGCAAACACCGAGUGAGGAUGAGCUGGGCCCUGCGAACGCAGGUUGCUAUGUGGAGCCACUCUGGGACGUGCUGGCUGACCCAGACAUCGGUGUAA
Fonsecaea erecta is the source of this 390-nucleotide messenger RNA. RefSeq lists its product as hypothetical. The record is from RefSeq and is a predicted model, not a curated record. The transcript has a single exon. The coding region runs from base 1 to 390 and encodes 129 amino acids. Lineage: Eukaryota; Fungi; Ascomycota; Eurotiomycetes; Chaetothyriales; Herpotrichiellaceae.